CUGCGGUCUGUUAGCUUUACUUUUACUCCUUGGUUUUCACAUUUUGUGUGUUUUAAGAACCGAUACCUGUCCUGUAGUUUAUGUUUGGGCGUUUGCAGCUGCAGUAGAGGUUUUGGUCAGGACUGGCCGUCUGAACGCUGAACUGAUGCUUCCCAGCUGUGAUUUGUGGAUUUGGGGUUUGUUGAGCGCCCUUCUCCUGGCGGGUCAGUCUGGAGCGUGUCCUCCUCACUGCUCCUGCACAGGCACCACUGUGGACUGCCAUGGACUUGCCUUCAAAAACAUACCACGAAAUAUACCAAAGAACACAGAACGACUGGACUUGAACUCAAACAACCUCACACAUAUUGGCAAGGAUGACUUCGCUGGCCUUAAGCACCUCCGAAUUUUGCACCUCAUGGAUAACCAGAUCGUCACUAUUGACAGAGGAGCCUUCAAUGAUCUGAAGGAGUUGGACAGACUGCGUCUCAACCGAAACCAUCUCCAGCAACUCCCAGAGCUCCUGUUCCUGAAAAAUCCCGCUCUCUCCAGACUGGACUUAAGUGAAAAUGCCAUCCAGAUGAUACCAAGAAGAGCAUUUAGAGGAGCCACAGACAUCAAGAACCUACAGCUGGAUAAGAACCACGUCAGCUGCAUUGAGGACGGAGCGUUUCGUGCCAUGAGAGUCCUGGAGGUCCUUACACUAAACAACAACAAUAUCAGCACCAUCCCCAUUUCCAGCUUUAACCACAUGCCCAAGUUACGUACCUUCCGGCUGCACUCUAACAGUCUGCGGUGUGACUGUCAUUUGUCAUGGCUGUCUCCGUGGCUCAGACAGAGAGCGACGCUGGGACUCUACACUCAGUGCAGUGCACCACCCAACCUACACGGCCUCAACCUGGCCGAACUGCAGAAGAAAGACUUCACAUGCUCCGGUGUUUUUGAUUCCGGUCCUCAGCCCUGUGGUCUUGCGUCUGGUUCCUGUCCGCCGAUGUGCACAUGUACGGACAAUAUCGUGGACUGCAGAGGAAAAGGUCUGACGGCGAUUCCAGCCAACAUGCCUGAAGACAUGACUGAGAUACGAUUGGAGCAGAACGGUAUAAAGUCUGUUCCUCCGGGAGCGUUCGCCUCCUACAAGAGACUGCGCAGAAUUGAUUUGAGUAAUAACCAAAUAUCUGAAAUCGCCCCCGAUGCCUUUCAAGGCCUGCACUCACUCAACUCACUGGUUCUUUAUGGAAAUAAGAUUACAGAUCUGCCUCGAGGUGUUUUUGACGGAUUGAGUGCAUUAGAGUUACUACUAUUGAAUGCCAAUAAAAUCCACUGUGUUCGCGUCAACGUCUUCCAUGACCUUGAGAACCUAUCUCUAUUGUCCCUGUAUGACAAUAAGAUCCAGACUCUAGCCAAAGGCACAUUUACUCCGCUGAAAUCCAUCCAGACUCUUCACUUAGCUCAGAACCCCUUCGUCUGUGAUUGUGGUUUGAAGUGGCUGGCGGACUUUUUGCGCUCCAACCCGAUUGAGACCAGCGGCACACGAUGCUCCAGUCCUCGACGACUCGCCAACAAACGCAUCAGUCAGAUCAAGAGCAAGAAGUUCCGCUGUUCAGCAGCCAAGGAACAGUAUCACAUCCCAGGCGCAGAGGACACACGUUUGAAUAAGGACUGUAACAGCAAGCCUGUAUGUCCACCCAAAUGCCGCUGUGAAGCUACUGUGGUGGAUUGUUCAAAUUUACGGAUGACCAAGUUUCCAGAGCACCUUCCGCUUUCUACAACUGAACUACGGCUCAAUAACAAUGACUUGUCCAUCCUGGAGGCAACAGGACUCUUUCGGUCCCUCACACAUCUCAAGAAAAUAAACCUUAGCAACAAUAAAAUCACUGAGAUUGAGGAUGGAGCUUUUGAUGGCGCAUCGUCUGUGGUUGAACUUCACCUCACUGCCAACCACCUGGUGUCUGUACGUGGAGGAAUGUUCCGGGGAAUGGACGGAUUACGCAUGCUGAUGCUGAGGAAUAAUCGCAUCCGCUGCAUCCACAACAGCAGCUUCUCGGGCCUGCAGAACGUACGUCUGCUCUCGCUCUACGACAACCAGCUUACCACCAUCAUGCCUGGAGCCUUCCACACGCUGCCAAACCUCUCCACUCUAAACCUGCUGGCAAACCCUUUUAACUGCGAUUGUCGUCUGUCCUGGCUGGGCGAGUGGCUGCGAUCUCGGCAGAUCGUGACGGGAAACCCUCGCUGUCAGAACCCAGCCUUCCUCAGAGAGAUCCCACUGCAGGACGUGGCAAAGCCAGACUUCCUCUGUGACAAGGGGCUGGUUGAAGACGACGUGAGUUGUGUGCCUAAGCCGGUGUGUCCGGAGCAGUGCACGUGUCUGGAUACAGUGGUGCGCUGCAGCAACAAGCACCUGUUGGCUUUACCCCGCGGCGUCCCACGCAAUGUCACUGAACUAUACCUGGAUGGGAAUCUGUUUGUUGCGGUGCCUAAAGAGCUCUCAGCAUUCAAACAGCUGCAGCUGGUUGACUUGAGCAACAAUAAAAUCAGUUCCCUGUCCAACUCGUCUUUUGCCAACAUGACUCAACUCACCACACUGAUCUUGAGUUAUAACGCGCUGAGCUGUAUUCCUGCUCUGGUGUUUGGAGGCCUGUCCUCUCUCCGCCUGCUAUCUCUCCAUGGCAACAAUAUUUCUGAACUACACCAGGGAGUCUUCAGAGACGCAGCGUCUCUCUCUCACCUGGCGAUCGGGGCGAACCCGCUGUACUGUGACUGCCGCCUGCGCUGGCUCUCUGACUGGGUGAAGAGCGGCUACAAGGAGCCCGGGAUCGCCCGCUGCGCCGGGCCGCAGGGCAUGGAGGGCAAGCUGCUGCUCACCACGCCGGGAAACAGCUUCCAGUGCACAGGUCCUGUGGAUCCGUCCGUGUCGGAGAAAUGCAGCCCGUGUUCGUCAAACCCCUGCCAGAAUCACGGCCGGUGCCACAGCGACCCGCUACACCAGUACAAGUGCAGCUGCCCGCAGGGAUACAAGGGGAGAAACUGUGAGCUUUCUGUCAGUGCUUGUGAAGGCGAUCCAUGUGUGAACGGAGGAAGCUGCUACAGCGACGAGGCUAGACAAGGCUUCAGGUGUGUCUGUCCGCUUGGGCUCCAAGCGCAUCUGAGAUCCAGCACAACUCCAGGGUGCAUCUGUCCGCCGGGUUUUGUGGGCGACGACUGCAGUGUGGAUUAUAAUGAAUGUGAGGGUCAUUACUGUCAGAACGGAGCGCUCUGUGUGGAUCAUGUGGCGGGAUACACAUGCAUCUGUCCUCAGGGCUACAGCGGUCGUCUGUGUGAAGGGCCUCUCUGGGCUCCGGCGGGCUGUGAGCAGCUGCUCUGUGAGAACGGCGCCCCCUGUGUGGAGAGCCACGGUACUGCAGCCUGCCAGUGUCUGCCGGGGUUCGGCGGGCCGCGCUGCGAAAAACUGCUCAGCGUCAACUUCAUCGACAGAGACUCGUACCUGCUGCUCAACGACGUCAAGAAGCGGCCGCAGACCAACAUCACGCUGCAGGUCUCCACCGCUGAAGACAGUGGGAUACUUCUCUACAACGGCGUCGACGACCACAUCGCAGUCGAGUUACACGACGGCCGUGUCAAAGUGACCUGCGACGCAGGGAAUCAGCCGGGAAGCACCAUUUACAGCUCGGAGAUCGUGAACGACGGACGCUUUCACACCGUCGAGCUGGUGACUUAUGACCGGAUGGUCAACCUCUCUGUGGACGGAGGGCUUCCUACGACUCUGGACAGCUUGGGACACAUCCAGCCCCUCGCCAGAGACGCCCCGCUAUACGUCGGCGUGUCUUUGAACCAGUGGCCGUCUGUCAACGGCUCCAGUUUUCAGGGCUGCAUACGAAACCUCUACAUCAAUAACGAGCUGCAGGACUUCAGGCGCACGCAGAUGAAGCCGGGAGUGGUGCCGGGCUGCCGGGCCUGUCAGGAGCUGCGCUGCGUGAACGGACUGUGUCAGCCGGACCCCGCCGCCGGGCCUGUGUGCCGCUGUCAGCCGGGAUGGGCCGGCAAACACUGCGAUCAGGCCCUGCUGGCAGCCGCUACCAACCCCUGCCAGAAAAACAACUGUGUUCACGGCACCUGUGUCCCGGUGGACCUGCAGUCGUACCGCUGCGAGUGUGCGGACGGUUUCCACGGGCCCCUGUGCGCUCAAGUGGACGAGUCCCCCGGCCCCUGUGCGGCGCUCUCAUGCCAGCAUGGCUUCUGCGAGGAAUCACCCACGGGACAGGCGCAGUGCGUUUGCGACAGCGGCUACAGCGGCCAGUUAUGCGACACAGUGGCUCCGUGUCAGGGCGAGUCGGUGCGGGACUUCCAUGGCGUGCGGCGCGGCGGGGUCCAGUGUCGCAGCACGCAGCCGCUGUCCUGGGUGGAGUGUCGCGGCGGCUGCAGGCCGGAUUCGGGCUUCUGCUGCGGUGGCACCCGGGGACGACGCAGACUAAUACGCUUCAAGCAGAACAUGUACAGACUGAAAUCUCACUUAAGAUGGCGGAAACAUAUGAAGUCCACUUUGAAGGGCACUUACAGGCAAAUCAAAUGCGUGUUAAGGAGGAACAGAGAUUGUCUGCACACUUAG
This is a messenger RNA of Sinocyclocheilus rhinocerous, 4582 nucleotides long. RefSeq names its product slit homolog 1 protein-like. NCBI's taxonomy places the organism in Eukaryota, Metazoa, Chordata, Actinopteri, Cypriniformes, Cyprinidae. Gene Ontology annotation, molecular function: calcium ion binding; heparin binding; Roundabout binding. The transcript has 37 exons. Bases 146 to 4582 code for a protein of 1478 amino acids. Gene Ontology annotation, biological process: negative chemotaxis; axon guidance. The record is from RefSeq and is a predicted model, not a curated record.